Molecule: messenger RNA, 684 nt
Organism: Batrachochytrium dendrobatidis JAM81
Lineage: Eukaryota; Fungi; Chytridiomycota; Chytridiomycetes; Rhizophydiales
Exons: 5
Coding region: 1-684 (227 amino acids)
Biological process (GO): vesicle-mediated transport
Cellular component (GO): Golgi apparatus
Molecular function (GO): GTP binding; GTPase activity
Source: RefSeq, a predicted model, not a curated record
AUGAGCAAUCAGAAAGGACACAGUCAUACUGCUGGUGCUGGAACCACUGUUUCUGACAGAGACAUUGUUUCUACCUUUAAAUUACUGCUUAUUGGUGACUCUGGCACUGGAAAAUCCUCACUUUUGUUACAAUUUACAGACGACCUUUGGCUACAGCCUGAUGAGGUGUCGGCUACUAUUGGUGUAGAUUUUAAAGUCAAAGUAAUCGAUAUUGAUUCCAAAAAAUAUAAGCUUACCAUCUGGGAUACUGCUGGACAGGAGCGAUUUCGAACAUUAACAUCGAGCUACUAUCGUGGUGCCCAAGGAGUUAUUUUAGUAUAUGACGUGUCAAACAGAGGAUCGUUUGAUCAUCUCCAAACGUGGUUUAAUGAGCUUGACACGUACACUUCGAGCAAUAACUCUGUUGUCAAGAUCAUUGUAGGAAACAAGAGUGAUAAAGAUGUUUCAGGUGGCCGCGAAGUUCCUCGUAAAGAAGGCGAGGCAUUUGCCAAGAAGAUGGGAACUCUAUUCAUUGAAACGAGUGCUAAAACUACUAUGGGAGUCAGAGAUGCAUUUGUUGAGGUUGUUCGUCGAAUUAUUGAUACGCCGUCACUUUGGCAACGAAACCAGUCUGGUUCACGAACAGGCAAUGUGACUUUGGCUGCUGGUACAUCUGCUGAUGCACAAUCGUACUGCAGCUGCUGA